Molecule: messenger RNA, 3939 nt
Organism: Penaeus monodon (black tiger shrimp)
Lineage: Eukaryota; Metazoa; Arthropoda; Malacostraca; Decapoda; Penaeidae
Product: caspase-1-like
Exons: 8
Coding region: 170-1093 (307 amino acids)
Biological process (GO): apoptotic process; proteolysis
Cellular component (GO): cytoplasm
Source: RefSeq, a predicted model, not a curated record
GGAAAGAGAGAGAGGGAGAGAAAAAAAAGAGAAAACGAAUUCAGAAAAAAAAAAAAAAAUAUAUAUAUAUAUAUACUAAAGGGAGAUAAUAAGUGAGAGAUUUAGAAUAAGUCUCCCAUCGAAGAGAUUAAAUUUUGUGAAGAACUAAAGACCGCAAGAAGAAGCUACCAUGGAGGAAACAGUCAACGGAGGGAGCCAACACGAUGAUCCAAAGGGGACCAACGGCCAAGUGGGCGACAACGGCAGCAAUGAGACAGAUGCCGGGGGUCUUGGGCAGGCGGGUGUGGGCAGCAUGCCUCAAGGCUUUGCGAGAAUGUCAGUAGACCGUGACGCCGUGCGCUACAACAUGAGCCACAAGCAGCGUGGCCACUGCGUCAUCUUUAACCACCGCCACUUCGACGAGCACACAGGCCUUGGGGAGAGGAAUGGCACAGACCGCGACCGUGACCAGGCACAGGCACUCUUCACUAACCUGGGGUUCCAAGUGACUGUCUACAACAACCUCAGGGUGUAUGAGGUCAAGGAAAAAAUCCAGGACCUCGCUUUCGACGUAAACCACUCGGAAUGCGAUGCGCUGGUCGUGGUGUUCAUGUCGCACGGGGAGAAGGACGUUCUUUGGGGGCGUGAUGGCACCUUUAAUCCCGAUUACCUGUUUGAGAAUUUCAAAGCUGACCAGUGCCCUACCCUCGCAGGAAAGCCGAAGCUCUUCUUCAUCCAGGCAUGCCGUGGUGAGGGCCUGGAUGCAGGAACGACCCUAGUGCAGCAGAAGACCCGGGAUGAGAUUGACUCAGGCUACCAGGCCUAUAAGAUCCCCAACACGGCCGACUUCCUGGUGUGCUGGUCCACCAUACCUGGUCACUUCUCUUGGCGCAACACCACCAAUGGCUCAUGGUUCAUUCAGUCACUGGUGAAGGUGCUGAGCCGAGACAGUGCGCAUGACGACUUACUCUCCAUGAUGACCAGCGUGAACCGUAACAUGAUUCUGAACUUCGAGUCCAACUGCCCAUCUCAACAUCACAUGCAUGGGAAAAAGCAAGCUGCCUGCAUUGUCUCAACCCUUAUGCGAAAGGUUUACUUUACCCCAAAGUAUUGACUGGUCCCCGAGCAUAGGGAAGGAGGAGGCAGGUCUGACGCUAUGCUCAGGGACGUAAUAGAAGAGGCCCCAAUAGCCAGAGCUGAAGAGGUGCAGGAACAAGAGCUGGGAGGUGCACUUGUGGCCCCCAAUACCAGGAAGAAGUCUAAGAUGUUUCCAAGAUUCCUCCAAAGAGUCUGGCCUUUUUCACUGAGGAAGGAGAAGCAAAAGGAAGGCAAAUCGAAACGUAACCAGAAGCCUCUUUGGAAGUUUGGCCGGCGUGAAGGGAGCUCAACAGACCAGGCACAACUGACUGCUUCAGAGAAUGGAAAAAGAUCUGAACAUUCCUCCUUCUUUGCACGCCACAGGAGCAUCUGCCUCAGCUGUUGUAGGGUUUAAAAGAAGGAAUAGCUCACGCAUGCAUUUACUGUAUAUGAAUGAAAUGCAUGUUUUGAGUAAUCUUAUGGUAUUUUAUAAAAAAAUAUGAUGUGCUUUCAGUAGUUGAACACAAUUUGACAAUUAUAAUUAUUAUUGUAUUCCCAGUAGAAUAUUUAUUGCUCAUUCAUGUGUGUCUAAGACACAGUUCACUGAUUCACAAACUUAGCUCAAAUUUAUUGUCUUUCAAUGCCCAACAGUUGGCUAUAAUUUAUUGUGCAAUUUUUGUCAGUUGUGCAAACAGUUAGUUCUUCAUUAGGUGUUUAUCUAGUGAUUGUAAAUCAUAAGACAGUGAUAGAGUAGGUAAGUGCUUGCAGGAGAUUUAGCAUUCUUUAGUAGAUAUAAGGGCAUUUCUACAGUAUUGAAUAGAGUACCCCUAGAACAGAACACAACAGAUUAUGUGCCCACUGUGGUGCCUUACAUGAAAACUGCCCAGUAAACUUUACAGUACAACCUUGCAUGAUUACCAUGUCUUUCAUUGAUGGCACUUGUACAUUGGUGACUUUUUAAAUGUGAUUUUUGUUGUAAUUAAGAGAUUCAACUGUCUGUCCUGCAUGUGUAUUAAUGAUAUGAUUUCAUAUAGAAAACAGUGCUCAAAUCUCCACCUAAUUAUGAGAUUUCAUAGGAUCAUGUUUUGUUAUUUCGUCUCGUAAACUGAGAGUUCAAAGUGCCGAGCCCAUUGUCUUUCGGGGUUUAGUUUUAGCUGGGACUCUGUGGAUCAGGAGUCCUUGCCCGACUCGCAUACAGGAGAUACAACCCUUAAGGAUAUAUUUUCCUACUAUUUGUAACAGGUACAGCUCCUUCUGUGUCUAUAUGUGCAGUAGUAAAGAGCAAGUCAUUUGAUUCCUGCACUGCUGCAUCUUUUGGAAAUAAACCUGACUUGUUUUCAGCCAGAAAUGGAGAGGAGAGUAAAGAACAGUCUGCCAGUAUUCUUUUUUUAAUGUGCACUAGUGUUGGAAUAAGGCUAAAACUAAUGCUUGCUUGUUCCAGCAUUAUAUUUCUCAGGUUCCUAAAGCACUUCUUCAAGGGGUCUAGGCACUGAAUAUAUUUAAAUGUAGUUAUUAUCAUUGUUUUUAUAUUUGUUUCUUAUUUUAAAAUAUCUAUUACCAUUCACCUUGAAGAAAAAAUGUUUUUGCCCACAGAUUUAAAUGAUUGCAGUAUCAUUUUUUCAAGUUUUGAUUUAAUUCUUGGGGCAAACUUGUUGAAAGCUGAAUAAGGGCUAUUAUAAAUGCAAAGAAUGUCAGUUCGUGUUGAAAAUAUAAUGAAGAGAUUAAAUUACAUGGAUCUAAGAUGAAAAAUAAUAUAAAAAACAAUAAAAUGAACUUGGCCACUCUGCAAAGUUGAUCAGCUGCAUUCAACACAUCCUAUUUCUUGCAGUGUGAUCCUUUCCCUUCAAAGUAAGCCUCAGUUUAGCUUUCAAAGACAUUAUAGAUUUGCUGCAAGUUUUAAAAUAUGCCUUUAGAAGAUGCCAUUGCUGUCUUAACCCAAUGCCGCUGGCUGGUUUCCUGAUGCGAAAGCCCUCUCUCCCAGGCUGUAUUGAUAGUGGCCCUGCCCCGCUGCUGGGGGAUCAUGUCGGCACCAUAGUGUGCGCAGCAUAACCGUACAUACCUCUGGGAAAUGGGACCGCGCACCAUGGCACAUAUGCACAUGCUACCCGGAAUAUAGUCCAGGCAUGCCAUGACAUGUGCGCACAUGCCACCCAGGGUUAAAGAUUACUUUUUUUCUUUCCCCGCAGAGCACUAUAAUAAUAAUGAAAAAAAAACAAAAAAAAAACAAUAGUUAAUUCGCAAAAAUGUAUUAAAGUUAAAGUAUGAAAUUUAAAAUGCCAGGCACUUAUUGCAAACUGAAGUAAAUUCAUAUGAGUCUGAUCAAAAGGAGAUUCAGUUUUUAGCAAGUGGUUCAGUUAGUAUUAUGCUUUGAGAUACUUGCAUAGAAGCUAAACUACAGUCACGGUGAUUUGAAAAAAAAUUGUGCAAAUUUCUUAUGUAAUAUUUUAUUCUUGUCACUUGUAUGUUGUACAUGUGCGAUUUCAGACUUUUUUCUACUUAUCUUUUUCCGAGCUGCCAUAAGGUUAUAUAACUGAAACGGUUUCUCGCUGUUCAAAUUGGAGUAUUAUCACGACUUUUCCUUCAUGGCGAUGGAGAGUUGAUCGACCUGCGUCUAGUCUGAGCUGUCUACCGGUGCCACAGUUACUCUAAUUUUAUUUCACGUGUUGUGGGAGUCUGAAGGUUUGUCCCAUCAGGCAUCACUUUUUUUUCUUUUUUUUUUAUGUUGGAUAUCAUUCUGUUAGCAUUUUGUUACUAUUUAUGUAAUUUGGGAAUGGAUACAAUUUUUCCAAAGAUCAGGGUAUCUGACGAGAAGAUCUGUGUAAAGUGUAGUUUGAAAGAGAAAGUGAUUUGCAAGUGAAAUGAAUAAAUUUUUUGAUGAUUUUC